Messenger RNA from Naegleria fowleri, 870 nucleotides. RefSeq lists its product as uncharacterized. The coding region runs from base 1 to 870 and encodes 289 amino acids. The transcript is spliced from 3 exons. Lineage: Eukaryota; Heterolobosea; Eutetramitea; Acrasida; Naegleriidae. Gene Ontology annotation, cellular component: cytoplasm; mitochondrion. The record is from RefSeq and is a predicted model, not a curated record.
AUGUCAUCAACCAAAGAAGUGCUCCUCCAAUGGAAGGCUUAUCUUUCUCAUCAACUGCAAGCAGGAUGGACACAAAUGAAAACAAGCGGAACCUACGAUUAUUUGGAUCGGCGACUGUAUCGAGAACAAAUUCUUCCAUUCUAUUCCAAACACGUGGAAAGCCAUCUCUCACCUUCGUUGAUUCAUAACGCAACGAUUGCUGCAUCCACUUUGUUACUUUAUGGAAUUGGGAGAAAAAUUUACAGGACAGGAUUCAUGAGAAUUAAAUCCAAUGCUCAACUCACAGAAAAAGAUUUCUCAUCUCAACGAAAGCUUAUUGGACGAGUGCCUCAUGUCGGAGAUAGUGAUAAUUUUCGUAUCAUUCAUUUUCCGCCAUUGUUGAGUCCAAUUUAUUCACUACUACCCAUGAAGAAAAAGAAAGCUCUCAGUGAGGAAACGAUUCAUGUUCGAUUGGCUGGAAUUGAUGCUCCAGAAUGUGCUCAUUUUGGAAUGCCAGGCCAACCCUAUGGAGAACAUGUGAAAGAAUGGCUCACCAAAUUUCUACUCAAUUCCAAAGUCAAUGUCUAUUUAUUGAAAAAAGAUCAAUAUGGAAGAGCUGUAUGUUCAGUAUAUGUCAGAAAAUGGUGGUACUAUCUGUGGAUGAAGCGACUCAAUGUGAGUGAAUACAUGUUAAAAAAAGGAUAUGCUGUGUGUUAUGAAGGAGAAGGAGAAGUUUACAUUGAGGGCUCACCUGAAAAGAACAAAAGGUAUAAAAUGUAUUACAAGGCGCUUGAGGAAAGAGCAAAACGAUCAAAGAAGGGAAUGUGGGCAAAAGCAAGUACGAGCGAGUCGCCAAAAGAUUACAAACGAAGAAUGAAAAAAGAGCAGUAA